AUGGCCCUGAUCAAGGACAAGGAGUCCGCAAGAAAUAGGGUUUCUUUCCUGUUUCCCUUCUCAUUCUCUCUACCAAUGAUGAUGGCGGCGAAGAAGCAUUAUUGUUGCUGUGAAUGGAAGUGGAUUGUACUUUGCCAGCUACUCCUAGCUGUUGUUGUUUGCUCCAGCCACCAUGGUAAUAUUCGCUUGUUUUUCUUUAAGUUUCUGGUGCAUUGUUACAUGUUUUUGAUAUCAGGGAACCCUGCGAAUGAUCUUGUUGAUAUCAUAAAUAAGAAUCGAACAGCCCAAAAACUCCCACAGCUGAAUGACAAUCCUGGUCUUGGCUGCAUGGCUCUGCAAUAUGUUGAAUUAUGCAAGGGCAACUGCACUAGCAAUGGUGUUGUGAAUUGCAAACCACCUGAAGAUGACUUUACUGAGGUUUUUGGUCCGAAUUGUGGCGUAGAGCUGCCGACAUUUGGCACCAUAACAGGCCAUAUUGUAGGUUGUCAAUCUAAGUACCUUGAGCCAUUAGUAGCCUUUUCCCAUGUUCUGGUUAAGGACAGGAAAGCCUUAUCCCUGUUGAGAAACAAAUCACAUACAGCGGUGGGAGUAGGCUUGGUUGGGGCUCGUAAAAGUUCCUUCUUUUGGUGUAUUUUGUUUAGUGAUGGCCAGACAAAUUCCACAUUUGCUCUUGAAGAUGAUGGGAAAGGGAUUAAGCAAAAGGAGGGGUGCUUUAGUGGAAGCACUUUUCCAUGCAGCAGUGGACAGAGGAUCCCUGUGUUUCUUAACAAUGUCAUGGCCUUGCUUCUUCUGAAUAUUUGUCUGCUACAGCACUUGUAUCAAACUUGGUUUGUAUCCAUGUGA
Messenger RNA from Dovyalis caffra, 843 nucleotides. NCBI's taxonomy places the organism in Eukaryota, Viridiplantae, Streptophyta, Magnoliopsida, Malpighiales, Salicaceae. The record is from the annotation of a GenBank genome assembly.